CCUUCACCCCAAAUCUGGAACACACACAAUGUAUUAUUCUCAGUUCUUAUCCCGGGUUUGCAUGCCUCAUGCAGUGUUAUUACAACCUAAAGAAAGUUGGAACAGUUCAAAAUCAAAUGAUGAAAUCAUAGUUGGUCAUUGCACGAAGGUCCCACGAAAUUCGAACUUGGAGAAACUACGUAGUGGAUAUCUUUUUCCUGAGAUAUCCAGGCAUGAAUCUGAACACUUGCGGAAGAACCCAGAUGCAAGCUUAAUAAGACUUGGAAUUGGCGAUACAACACAGCCUAUACCAGACACCAUAACACUAGCAAUGGCUGAGCAAGUUCGUGGCCUAUCAACGAUUCAAGGUUAUAGAGGAUAUGGAGCCGAACAAGGCAACAUGCCAUUAAGGAAGACAAUUGCAGGAAAAUUUUACCAGGAUAUGGGUAUUAAAGCUAAUGAGAUUUUCGUAUCGGACGGUGCACAAUGCGACAUUUCUCGCCUUCAGACGCUUCUAGGAUCCAAUGUUACAGUGGCUGUGCAGGACCCAUCUUUCCCUGCCUAUAUUGAUUCAAGUGUCCUGGUUGGUCAAGCUGGUGAGUUAGAAGAGGAAACAGGCAAGUAUGGGAACAUUAUCUAUAUGAACUGCGGGCCUGAGAAUAAUUUCUUCCCUGAUCUAUCAACAAUCCCAAGGACAGAUAUCAUUUUCCUUUGUUCACCAAACAAUCCCACGGGCCAUGCUGCAUCAUGGCAGCAACUAAAGCAACUCGUAGAGUUCGCAAAGGCCAAUGGAUCAAUCAUAGUGCAUGACUCUGCCUAUGCUGCUUAUAUCAGAGAUGGAAGCCCGAGGUCCAUCUUUGCAGUUCCUGGAGCCAAAGAGGUUGCCAUUGAAAUUUCAUCCUUCUCCAAAUUUGCUGGUUUUACAGGCGUCCGACUUGGCUGGACGGUGGUCCCUGAGGAGCUCUUGUACUCCAACGGCUUCCCUGUUAUAAAGGAUUUCAACCGCAUUGUUUGCACUUGCUUUAAUGGCGCAUCAAAUAUUGCCCAGGCUGGAGGCCUUGCAUGCCUUUCAACAGAUGGUUAUCAGGACCUAUGCAAGGUGAUUGACUACUACAUGGAGAAUGCUAAAAUACUGGUAGAUGGAUUUACAUCACUUGGAUGGAAGGUUUAUGGUGGGAAGAAUGCACCCUAUAUAUGGGUACACUUUCCAGGAAUGAGUUCCUGGAAUGUAUUCGCUGAAAUUCUGAAGAAAACAAACAUAGUGACAAUUCCAGGGAGGGGAUUUGGACCUGCGGGCGAAGAGUAUAUUAGAGUCAGUGCAUUUGGUCAAAGACAAAUUACUUUAGAAGCUUUAAGGCGGCUCAAUUCCUUUCUAUAAAUGUUACCUCAAAUAUAAAUUAUAAGCAAGGGGAACAUAUAUUAAAUUUCCUUUUACUUGUCCUAAUAUAUGUGUGUGGUAGCUACCAAAAGAUAUAAUCAACUCCACUAGCAGCCACCACUUGCCUUUCCUCUUUUCUUUAUUCUUGAAAAUGAAUCGGCUUCACCUUCUUUGCUCUUA
Messenger RNA from Gossypium raimondii (Peruvian cotton), 1537 nucleotides. RefSeq names its product probable LL-diaminopimelate aminotransferase, chloroplastic. Lineage: Eukaryota; Viridiplantae; Streptophyta; Magnoliopsida; Malvales; Malvaceae. The record is from RefSeq and is a predicted model, not a curated record. Gene Ontology annotation, molecular function: L-lysine:pyruvate alpha-transaminase activity; pyridoxal phosphate binding. The transcript is spliced from 10 exons. Gene Ontology annotation, biological process: systemic acquired resistance, salicylic acid mediated signaling pathway; L-pipecolic acid biosynthetic process. Gene Ontology annotation, cellular component: chloroplast. Bases 29 to 1357 code for a protein of 442 amino acids.